Molecule: messenger RNA, 941 nt
Organism: Zophobas morio
Lineage: Eukaryota; Metazoa; Arthropoda; Insecta; Coleoptera; Tenebrionidae
Product: brachyurin-like
Exons: 6
Coding region: 39-827 (262 amino acids)
Biological process (GO): proteolysis
Molecular function (GO): serine-type endopeptidase activity
Source: RefSeq, a predicted model, not a curated record
AAAAUCAAACUUUUUUUUAGUUUAUUCAAUCAAGUAAAAUGAUGAAAAUAGUUGCAGUUGUGUUGUGCUUGUCCGUAAUUGGGACUCAAGCAAUCCUAAAGCAGUCCAUAGGGGGACGUAUCAUUGGUGGCAAUGAAGCCAAUGCCGGCCAGUUCCCAUUUGCCGCAGCCAUUUACAAGCAAACCAGUACUGGUACUUACUUCUGUGCCGGAGCCCUUAUCAACAGCCAGUGGAUUGCAACCGCCGGGCAAUGUGUCGCAGAUGCCGUGAUCUUUACCGUUCGUGUGGGAUCAAAUAGUUUGAACGCCAACGAUCCAAAUGCUCUAAGACUGGCCACAGACACGUAUUUCUUGCAUCCUGAUUACAAUCCAGACACUCUGGAACAUGAUGUCGGUCUUAUUAAACUGCGUUUGCCAAUUACGUUCACUGAUUAUAUUAAAGCUGUCAGUGUAAUAUCAACCACCAACCUGCCAGAUGGUACUUCAGUAGCGACACUUGGAUGGGGACAAACCAGCGAUGAAGAAGCUGGUCUUGUUGAUGGCCUUAACUACGUCUUCUUGGUGACACUGAGCAACGAAGAGUGCAGACUUGCUUUUGGAAAUCAAAUCACCGACAAUAUGGUCUGCGUAGACGGAAACUACAACGAAGGUACUUGCAGGGGCGAUCUUGGUAGUCCCCUGAUUCAGUAUGGUGGCAGUUCUUUGACCUAUCUAGUGGGCUUGUCAAGCUGGAUUAGUGGAAAUGGCUGUGAGAGUACCGAUCCUUCAGGAUUUACAAGGAUUUACGCUUAUGUUUCUUGGAUCAACAACGUAACUACAUCAAACUAGUGAAGCAAGUGUGCAAUUAACUGAAACAUUUUUUGCACAUCCAAGAGCUUUUUGGCUUUACAGUUUGUCAUCUUUUAUGUAAAUAAAGUGAAGCGAAUAAAAUUUCAUUAGUAA